GGGCGGGAGGGACAUUAUUCAACCCGGAACUGUGAAUGUGAUCAAUUAGAACUCUCCGAAAACUUUGGACGAAAUGUAACAGCCGAUCGUUCGUAAAGAAUCAAAUCACUGUCGCCGUUUCGCGCGAACAAAGCGCAAAUGUUUAUCUGCUCCGCUACCCCGCGACCUCGCAGAGCGUGAUUUUUUUCCUGCUUUCCCACAGGGUUGUAGACGUACAUUUUUCAACAUGCCGCAGCAAAAGGAUAUAGUAAAGAUUGCUAUUCAGAUGCCGGGCGCAUACCCGCAGCUCAUUCAGCUAGACCAGAAAAAGCCCCUCACUGCUGUCAUAAAAGAGGUUUGCGACAAGUGGAAUCUUCCGGGUCCUGACAACUAUGCUCUGCAGUAUGCCGAUGGGAUCCAGACGUACAUCACUGAAUCUAACCGCAUAGACAUCAAAAACGGCAGCAUCCUGCGUUUAACCAAAGCACCAGGCCGUUGUGCUGAAGAUCUGUACAAAGGCAUUCAGAGUUCAGACUCCGGCGUGCGCUGUGACUCUCUGAAGCUGCUGGCCGACGUUUCCACCGACAUCACAUUCGCUCAAGAGUUCAUCAGCCGUGAUGGGCACUCCCUGCUCGUCAAAAUAGUGGAGGACGCUCACGAGGCUCCUCUGAUAAUGACACACACUCUUAGUGCUUUCAUGGAGCUCAUGGAUCAUGGCAUUGUGUCCUGGGAGAAUCUGUCCAGCGUCUUUAUCAAAAAGAUCGCCAGUUUUGUGAAUGCAAAGGUUCUGGACACGUCUAUCCAGCAGGUGUCGCUGGCGAUCUUGGAGAGCAUGGUGCUCAGCAGCAGUAGUUUGUUUAAUGAGGUCAAACAAGAAAUCACCCUUGAGAGGCUCAUUUCCCAUCUGCAGGUAACAAACCAGCAGCUGCAGACUAAGGCCAUGGCUCUGCUGAUGGCGAUGCUGCUGGCUGGUGGUGAGGCAGACAGACAGGAGCUCUUUGAAUUUCUUGAGAAAAGGAACCUGCGCCAGUAUAUUCACAAGAACAUCAUCCACAGUUCUAGUUCGGUUGGAGAUGAGAUGGCCCACUACCUCUAUGUGCUGCAGACGGUCCGUCUGAACCACCUGGAGGCCCGUAUGAGGACACCUCUGGACUCCUACAACCAGGAGCAGAGGGACAUGCUUCACGGGCUCAGGCAGGCCGCAUUUGAGAUGGAAAGCGAGAGCGGUCUGAGUAACGAACGAAGACGUUCCCUCUGCGCUAAAGAGUUUAAGAAACUUGGCUUCUCUAAUAACAGUAAUCCUGGUCUGGACCUGAGCCGGUGUCCUCCGGGUCUCCUGGCGUUGGACACCAUGGCGUAUUUUGCCUCCCGUUACCCUGACGCAUACAGCAGAUUUGUGCUGGAGAACAGCAGCAGAGAGGACAAACACGAGUGUCCGUUUGCCCGCAGCAGCAUUCAGCUCACUCUCAUCUUGUGUGAGAUCUUGCGCAUCGGAGAACCCCCUUCUGAGACCGGCUCGGACUAUCAUCCCAUCUUCUUUGCUCAGGACCGACUGCUGGAGGAGCUUUUCUGCAUCUGCAUUCAGCUCCUCAACAAGACGUGGAAGGAGAUGAGAGCCACGCAGGAAGACUUUGAUAAGGUGAUGCAGGUCGUCCGGGAGCAGAUCACCAGGACUCUGUCCAGCAAACCCACGUCUCUGGAGCUCUUCAAGAAUAAGGUGAAUGCACUGAACUACAGCGAGAUUCUCAAACUGAGACAGACGGAAAGACUGCACCAGGAGGAGACGCUUUCUCCACCUGUGCUGGAACUGAAGGAACGUCUGAAGCCGGAGCUUCUGGAGCUCAUCCGACAGCAGAGACUGAACCGGCUGUGUCACGGAACGCUCUUCCGGAAGAUCAGCAGCCGACGGAGACAAGAUAAGCUGUGGUAUUGUCGACUCUCUCCUAAUCACAAAGUCCUGCACUAUGGAGAUGUGGAAGAGCAAACGGAAACGCCUUCCAUCGAAGCUCUUCAGGAAAAGAUUCCUGUCGCAGACAUCAAAAAUGUGGUAACUGGGAAAGACUGUCCUCACAUGAAGGAGAACAAGGGAAAACAGACCAAGGAGGUGUUGGACUUGGCUUUCAGCAUCACAUAUGACGUUGAAGAGUAUAGCUUGAAUUUCAUCGCCUCUUCCAGAACAGAUUUCUGUCUGUGGACGGAUGGGCUCAGUGUGCUUCUGGGUAAAGAAAUGAGCAGCGAGAGCAUGCACAGCGAACUAGAGAUUCUCCUCUCUAUGGAAAUCAAGCUCCGCCUCCUGGACCUGGAAAAUGUCCCGAUCCCAGACACAGCACCGCCAAUCCCCAAACCACCCAGUAACUUCAACUUCUGCUACGACUUCAGCCAAGCCGAACAAUAACACAAGACCCGUGUGGUCCGCGGUAGCUACUGCAUUACUAAGACAGGUAACAACUGGGAAUGGCCACUCGGUGGCAGCAGAAAUGCAAGUUUUCAGAAUGGGAGACAUAUGAUCGUAUUGUUUUUUCCUUGAAACUCAUAUAAUAGACCUGUCUGAAAUUCUCAGGUCUGAAUGCACACUUUUUGUGGUACUUUUCCCCUUUUUUACUUAUUUAGCUUCUACCAAAAUUGUACUAAAAGGCAUUAAAUGGCAUCAAGCAGCUUAUUUGGGAGGGAAUAAAAGAUUUAGAUAUAUGUUAGAAACAUUUUUGCUUAAUGUUGGCGUCCCUAUUGAUUCCUUUCAUCCCUUCAGUGUUUUUGAGACUCAAAAUGGUACUCAUCUGGUCCGAUGUUAUACAGUUUAACAUUUGAAACAAUCGCUGAUUAAUAGUUGGAAUUAAAAAAUAAUUUAUGUGCCUGGAACAUUUCAUGUUUCUGUUUCAGUAUGAAACUCAUACUGAUGCAUGGAUGGCAUUGUUGCAUUGGCAGUCUGUUGCAUUAUUAGGUGCACUUAGCUGGAUUACAUAGGCGAUCAACAGAUUUGGUACUGAAGUGGGAUUAAUCUCCAUAUGGAACUUGGUUUGGAGAUCUAAUAUGUUUUAUGUGUUAUUAGAGGACUAGUUUGGCCAAGUGGUUUGGAGACACUCUUUAAAUAUAAUGGUGAUUUGAUACUUUCAGCUUUGUCACAAUCACAUUUUCAACUUACACUUGAUAUACAUAAUUUCACUUUUUUUUUGGUCCAACUUGUCUGUUUUGAUAUAACCAGUUUCCCUUUAAUACAACUAGCUGUGUAGGAUUUUACAUCAGUAUUUUGUAUGGGAAAUAAUCAUGUUUUAAAAAGAUUUAGUGGCAUUUUAUCAAGAGUCGGAUUUCAUCCACUAAUUAUUUUGGCUGAAGAUCUAAAUGUGGUUUUAUGGCCACAUAACAAGCACUUCAUAUAGUAUGUUGAUUUAUAAUGCAUACAAUGUAUCAAGAACAAAAAUAUAUAAUUAAAAUAUUCUGUGGUGCCAUUGUAAAAUGCAUUAAUGGAGCUGACAACUUUAAUGUGUACAAAAUAUGCAGGAUUUGCUGUAAUCCACUGAUGUUGUGUUCUUAUGUGGUUUUCACAAAUCUAAUGACAACAUGAUCUAGCAAAAAAAAAAAAACAAUCCAUGUACUGUAUUUGCUGUUUUGUAUAUAGCUUUCCUUGUUAAACUUUUGGUUUUGCGUAACUAUCUUUAUCAAUGAUGUGGCCACUUUACCAGCUGACAAUGGUACGUGAUAUUAAUUCAAGAUUUGUUUAUUCUUUGUUUGGAAUAAAAGAAUAUAUAUUAUUAUAA
Messenger RNA from Cyprinus carpio (common carp), 3731 nucleotides. RefSeq names its product engulfment and cell motility protein 3-like. NCBI's taxonomy places the organism in Eukaryota, Metazoa, Chordata, Actinopteri, Cypriniformes, Cyprinidae. The record is from RefSeq and is a predicted model, not a curated record. Gene Ontology annotation, biological process: actin filament organization; cell motility.